This is a messenger RNA of Protomyces lactucae-debilis, 923 nucleotides long. RefSeq lists its product as uncharacterized. The transcript has 2 exons. The coding region runs from base 126 to 887 and encodes 253 amino acids. The record is from RefSeq and is a predicted model, not a curated record. NCBI's taxonomy places the organism in Eukaryota, Fungi, Ascomycota, Taphrinomycetes, Taphrinales, Protomycetaceae.
GAACAUGAAAGUCCAUUACACGACUAUCUGGAAGUGACAGAAAUCCCAAAGAAUGCCAACGGCGCGGAGACUAUAAAUUUCAACUUGAUCCUCUCGUCGUCAGCCAGUCGAAAGAUUGGAACAAGAUGGUGUGGUCUUGGCUCUCAACGGGAAGCAAGUCGCAUGGGGACAUGUCCGUACAGACACUUAGAUGCCAAGGUCUGUUGAUAUGCUCUAAUCCACUGUGCGCAGUACCACAACGGGUUAUCGCGCGGUCGAGGACGACGAAAUUUGAGGCGCAAGUGUCCAAAGCGUGUGGCAAAUGCCAGAGUUCUAUGAACCACAUACAAUGUGCUGCUAGGCGGCGUCAAUCGUUCCGUUUUGAUGGUCAGCAGAAAGUCCUCGUCGAGCUUGAAGGCAGGCAUUCUCAUGCAGUGCCUCCGAAUACUGUGAUGAAAGAGGAUGAGAAGGCCCAACUCCUAGCUAUGUUGCAAGCCAACCCAGGCAAAUCGGCCACGCAGCUGAAGUUCAACGCCGGCACUUGCCCCGAGUCAGGCAAGACCUUGAGCGCCCUCAGUAUACACCCGGGCUUGGGCAAUAGGAACGUCCUACGGUAUCAAGCACGCAAAUUGGAUCCAGGCGGCAUGUUUGGAGGGUCACAUGGUGGCAAUUCGUUUCUCAGAGAGCUGGUCAAUUUGACAGAAGCAUUUCCCGCUACUUUUGUGGAGGGUUCCUGCUUCUUCCGACCGACUAGAUGCGUUGUUAUUCAAAGUCCCGAUAUGAAGGAGGCAGUUUUUGCUGGCUGUUCUAUUGAGAACAAUCAGGGCGGAUACAUUUCUGACGCAGCUCACGGCUUCUUUCGCGAUGCUCUUUUGAUGGUCACUUGCGCCUUUGUUCCCAUCAUGUAGCGAUGGACACCGGUCGUACUUAGCUGGAUGCAAGAU